AUGUCGUUCUUUAACCAGCAGGAGUACCUGCAGAACACCAAGACGAGGAAGAACAACAACGCGCAGGGAGAAAUGCAGGUCAAAGACAGCGCGCCCCUCUUCGCGACCUCACCCGAGAGACGCCACGCUCUACGCAAGCUCGCGGACAUCCCUGAGGCAACCCCUGGACCGAACGCUUUUGCUCAGCAAGAGGCUCAUCUGCAUCGCUACCGGCUCGACAGCAACGCCUUCUACCAGCAGGAGAUGCAGAGACGUCUUGCCACGCCACCCACCAUCCCGCACCCUGCUCUGCGGCAGAGAAGCGCGUCUGACCCGCCAACGCCUCCACGCAUGUCUACCUGUACGACCAUGUCACCAUUCAUCGAUGCUGGCAAGCCGGAGAAAUCGCCACCGCUCAAGCUCGUGCCGUCCGACGACUACCUCGCUGAGCCCACCGAGCGCGGCUACAUCGAAGAGCGGCGCGAGCAGAUCCUGCACGAGAAGUCUGGCAAUGAGGGACAGCGCACGCCGGUAUUCGUCUCCACGUCGACCUUCUCAAAAUCGGUCGGUACACCAAGGGAGCGCACCGAGAAGAAAAAGGAGGUGACCAUCGCCGAGCCACCUGUGAACAGUGCGAAGACGCCCAAGCGUUCCAUCCUUGAGAAGCUGCGUCUCAACACCAAUUUCCGCAACACGCCGUCCUCCAUCCCGACCGCUACGUAUGCUGUACCAGCUGCAACAGAGGCGAAGGAUCACGUGCCGGUGAAAGCGCAAGCUAUACUGGGAACAACGUCGCCAUCGAAGAAGAGUCGCACCAGCUUCGGCUCGUCGCCUUCAAAGUCAAACAUCCCGCGCUCGCCAUCUAAGCGCAAAGGUCUCUUCAGCCGCAAGACUUCUGGGCUGGGGGAGAGCGUGACCUCACGCUCGAAGUCUGCCCUUAGCAGCCGCUCGGUUGAGUCCGAUCACCCACCACCCACAGCCAGCACGGCGGGCAAGACGCCGCCGACCGCUUUCUCAGACCCAACGCACUACAGCUACAGCGGGAAAAGCACACGCAUCGCUUCGCAGCCGCACUCCUCCACUGGGCUGGGUAUCAAUAAAUGCUCCAUCGCUCGCUCGCAGAGCCUCAAGUACUUUGACACUGGCAUCCCACCCACACCGCCGUCGAAAGACACGCCACCAGAAGAGAAGGCGAAGCGUGAGCCUCAGCUGAAGAGUAAGUCCUCCCGCCUGCCGUUCCACGAUGAGCAGGUCACGACGCCUUCAAAAGAGCAGCUUGGCUUCGUCAGCACCAACGAACGUCUGAGCCCGACCAAAUUCGGCAGCUAUGGCAACCGUGAGGUCCCGAAGUUGGUAACGAUGCCGAGCAUGUACUCGCUGCACGCUUCCGUGGUGCCUACUCUGCACGAUGCGAGCACUUUCGAGGAGAUGAAGGCGCGUAUGGAUGGCUUGGCUCUGGAAGGCUUCAGCUUGCCGCCGGAGAACAUGCGGGGACCGAAGCAGGGCAUCGUCUACUCGCCUAGCAUCUACUCGACUGAGUGGGGUGAGCGUCCGAAUAGCGUGCUCAUUCAUGCCGCGUCGCCGUCGCAUCAGGCUGCUGCUCGCCAUACCAAGAAGUAUUCGGAUAAGAGUAAGAGUUCAUCCAGCGGCGGCGACAUUCCGAUCGUCUAUCCAGAGUUGGCGAAGGAUCCAUCGUACAGCGACAUCACUCCUGGCGCCCUUCACGCAAAGAAAGGUCGUGGCCGCGAGCAAUCCGAAGCCACGCUUCCAGUCCACGGCUGCACGCAUUCCCGCGACCACAGCUGCGACUCCCGCGCUUCUCGUGAGUCCGCAAUCUUCGCACACGGUGUGGAAGAGGAUGCCGAUAAGCACUCGCCAACCUACGGCUCCCCGUCGUCUUUCAGCCAUGCCAGCGCCGCUCCAUCACCACUGCACAUCCUCCCAGCGACCACCUACAGUCCCCCACCGCGCAAGAACAGCAAAGCACACCUCCUCACCCCCGAGCCAGCCAACCGCAGCCUCAACGGCAAAGACGGUCUACAUAUCUCCACCCCUGGCUCCCGCAACAACCUCUUCACUAACGCCCCCACCCUCCCGGCCUCCUCGCCCACCCGCCCACCAAGCCCACUCCGCCACACCGAGAGCCCAGCAGCCGGGCUGCGCAACAGCUACACCGGCGCUGACACCAACGUGGAUCCGGAGAAACCUUCCCCACCAAAGAAGGAGAAGAAGAAGGAUGAAGAGCCAACAGACAAAAUCGACAAGAUGCUCGAACUCCUCGCCAACCUCAACACGCGCAACAACGAAAUCAUCAACAUCCGGGAUGAGAUGCGGGCUUCGAACAUGCGGUUGGGAGAGAGGUUGGCGGUUGUGGAGAAGGAGCGGGUGGGGUCGCCUGUUUCGUCUUUGGGGGGUUCUGAAGGUAGCGGUCCUGGGUUUGGUGUGAGGAAUGAGAAGGUAAGGGAGGGGAAGAGGGUUAGUACGGCUGUGGCGGAGGAGUUUUAUCGUGGGGGGAUCGUGCAGGAGCAGGAGGAGAGUGAGGAUGGGGAGAGUGAGGGAGAUGAGGGUGAGGGGAGGAAGAGGGCGGAUACGAUCGCGGAGUUGCGGGAGACGAACGAGCGGUUGUUGGAGAUGGUUAGUGGGUUUGCGGAGAGGAUCAAGAGCUUGGAGGGGAGGAAGGGGAGGAGUUGA
This is a messenger RNA of Saxophila tyrrhenica, 2670 nucleotides long. RefSeq lists its product as uncharacterized. The transcript has a single exon. Lineage: Eukaryota; Fungi; Ascomycota; Dothideomycetes; Mycosphaerellales; Extremaceae. The record is from RefSeq and is a predicted model, not a curated record. Bases 1 to 2670 code for a protein of 889 amino acids.